GUGGCGUCAUCAAACCGCGUCCACUACAAAGUGGAAGGGAAAACCUAAACAUCCAUGUGGAAAACGCAUGAGAAAGUGGUGCUUUUUUGUAGUUUAACAGAAGCUAAGCGUUUAUAGUACUUUAAAGAACCAUAGCUGUUUACGAAUCUGGACGUCGUUAAUUGCUCGGUGUUAAUAAUUCCCAAAUGCUAGAUAGCUGAAAAGUAUACGAAAACUUGAUUGGAGUUGUUACAUUUCGCUGGUGAAAUGUCUCUGUUUCUUGUAAACAGGUAUCUUGGAGAGGAUGAAAAUGGGAGCGUCUCAAAGGAGUCUCAGUCUCAGGCGUUACUGGCUAAACUGAAGCAGAAGGCGAAAGAGAAGCAGCGACAGAGUUUGACAGAACAGACGCAACAUCCCUCCAAAGAAAGGACGGAACGGCAGAAUGCCAAAACGAAAAGAAAAGCUGACAAGGACAAUAGUCAAGAGCCUAAGCACCACAAAAAGAGGAGAUCAGAAGUAGUGCCUUCGAUUGCCCUGGACUCUGAUAGCCAGGAUGAGCCUGUUCACGAGGAAAAGAAGAACAAGAGAGCUGCAAAAGAGACGAGGAAGAAGAAAAAGGAUCAGUCAGGCAGUUCUGUUAAAGGUCUAUCGGACAACACUCCUGUGACUGGAAGAGAUGGACAGGACACUGGAGGAGAAGAAGAGAAAACGGGGACAGAAACUGUCGCACUAAAACAAACCACGGCCAAGACAUCGGGUCCGACCGGAUACACGGUUCUGGGAGGGUUCGAGAACAAACCGGUCCAAAAGGUAAACAGAGUCCUGCCUCAGUGGCUCGCUCAGCCGGAUGUGAUUCACCGAGACGUUAAAAGCAACCUGGUCCCCAUCGCUGACAUCCCAGAACUUUCGGCUCUGCUUGUGAAAAAACUACAAAAUAAUGGCAUUCAGCACCUUUUCCCAGUGCAAGCUGAGGUGAUCCCAGCCAUCUUGGAGAGCGCACAGCAGGGGCUGCUGAUUGGACGAGGCGGCUACAAGCCCCGAGAUAUCUGUGUGUCUGCACCAACAGGCAGUGGCAAGACUCUUGCAUUUGUUAUACCUGUCAUACAGGUGCUGAUGGAGCGGGUGGUGUGUGAAGUCCGGGCUCUGGCCGUGUUGCCGACCAAAGAGCUCGCCCAGCAGGUUUGCAAAGUGUUUGCGUCGCACGCUGAGGGAACCGCACUCAGGGUCGUGAUGCUGGCUGGUCAGAGGUCCUUUGCUGCAGAGCAGGCUUCACUCUCAGAACACCGAGGGGGCAUGAGACGCAGUUUAGCAGACAUUGUAGUGGCCACUCCAGGUCGACUGGUUGAUCACAUCAACAAGAAUUCAGGCUUUAGUCUGGAACACCUUAGGUUUCUUAUUAUUGACGAGGCUGACCGGAUGAUUGACAGCAUGCACCAGUCUUGGCUCAGUCAGGUGGUGAAGGCGGUGUACAGAUCAGGAAGUGGCGCAGAAGCCAUGUCCAUCUUCAGGCGGACUGAGCCAGCCUGUGUGACAGCAGCCAGUCUGUCUCCACCUCAGAUGCCGCUGCAGAAGCUGCUGUUUUCUGCCACCCUUACUCAGAACCCAGAGAAGCUGCAGCAGCUGGGCCUCCACCAGCCCCGACUCUUCAGCUCCGUCCACAGUCCCUCCAACACCAUCGGCAGCAGCAGCAACGGCAACACCACACCCGCUGCCCCCGCCCAGAAACAAGGCUGCUUUAACUUCCCCCAAGGUCUCACGGAGUACUAUGUGCCCUGCACGCUAAGCAAAAAGCCCCUCCUCAUCCUCCACUUCAUCCUACGCCUGAAGCUCAGCCCCAUCCUCUGUUUCACCAACUCCAGAGAAACUGCACACAGACUUUACCUGCUGGUGCAGCUCUUUGGAGGACUUCAGGCCGCUGAGUUCUCCUCCCGGCUCUCCCCUGCUGAGAGAAAGAAGACGCUGAAGGAAUUUGAACAGGGAAAGAUCCAGCUGUUGAUCAGCACAGACGCAGCUUCCAGAGGCAUCGACGUCGACGGGGUCAAGUGUGUCGUGAAUUAUGAUGCACCGCAGUACAUCAGGACGUACAUCCACAGGAUUGGAAGAACCGCAAGAGCAGGGAAAACAGGCCUGGCCUUCACCUUUCUGCUCGGAGUCCAGGAGAAGAACUUCCUUCAGAUGGUGGUGGAAGCAGGAAGCCCCGGGAUUCAAAAGCAGAUUGUCAAACCAGAGAACCUGAAGGGUAUGGAAGCCCGAUAUGAACAAACACUGCAGGAGCUGGCUAACGUUAUCAAGGAUGAGAGAGCCAAAUAAUGGAGCAACAGUGACAUUCUCCUCCGAGCUGACAUCUGUGCCUCAUAAAGACAACAUUGCAUUUCUUUUCAGCUGUACUUGGAAUUAUUUAUGUUGUUUAAUAAAACAUAAAAUGUC
This is a messenger RNA of Perca fluviatilis (European perch), 2406 nucleotides long. It is a transcript of the gene ddx51, whose product is annotated as DEAD (Asp-Glu-Ala-Asp) box polypeptide 51. Bases 247 to 2289 code for a protein of 680 amino acids. The transcript is spliced from 16 exons. Lineage: Eukaryota; Metazoa; Chordata; Actinopteri; Perciformes; Percidae. The record is from RefSeq and is a predicted model, not a curated record. Gene Ontology annotation, cellular component: nucleus. Gene Ontology annotation, molecular function: nucleic acid binding; ATP binding.